UCUGAGAAAACAGCCAGUGAAAAGCUCCUGGAAAUACAUGACUGUAUAAGAGAGCUCCAGAGCAGAGGAAUUCCUCAGCUAACACCCAGGAGAAUCCUGUGAUGCUGCUCAGUGUGAAAACUGCAAUAAUCUGCUUGUGUCAUCAGCCCAGCCAGCAUCUGACUUGGUUUGUCCUGAGAGGACGAUUCCACUUGAGAAGCCUUUAGCAGAGGCUGGGGCAGGGCAACAGCAGUCUGCAGCAGAUCUAGCAAGCAAGAGCCUCACACAGGAUCCUACACCACCCAACUCACCAUUCAGCUCCUGUGCCGGUGAUCAGCAAUCUCCUCUCUGACAAAGAUUUUCAGGCUGCUACUUCCAAGAGCUACUCCUCUACCGUUCUCCAUGGAAUUUUAGCAGCCGUAAGGGAGAAGUUUAUCACUUUUCUUUUGAAUAAUAUACUGCAUUAGGCAGUUGUGAGCAGAGGACUAGCACCGUCAUGGCCAUAAACACAGAUGCCCAGUAUGAGAAGGCGCUGGGGGGCUCAGGCAACCCUCUCCCCGCAGAGGCACAUGAGACUGAGAAACUCCUCACCUCCGCUACGGAGGCUAAAGAAGAGAAUGGCAUGAAGAAGUCUUUCUCUGUCACCAUGUCCAGUGACAAGUCCAUAGGAGACCUAGACCAGAAUGGGCACAGCCUGCCCUACAAGUCAGUGUCUGCAGGGCAGCUGGAGUCAGCCCCCCUCUCCCCAAGCAGAGGUAGCCUUGCCAGGGCUUCUUCUACGGCCACCACCACCGCCCAGGAACAAAGCAGGCCCACUGACUAUUUGGUCCUGGCCAUCUUCUCCUGCUUCUGCCCAGUUUGGCCAGUCAACAUAGUGGCACUGAUCUUCUCCAUCAUGUCAAGAAACAGCUUACAGCAGGGUGAUGUGGAUGGAGCUCGAAGAUUAGGACGCCUGGCCAGACUCCUGAGUGUGGUAUCCAUCUUGCUGGGGAUCCUCAUCAUCGUCCUUUGUGUCCUCAGUAUCACCGGUGAGCUAAAAAUCUCCUAAGUUUUCCACUAAGGUUCAGUGAAGAGCUGGGGCUCAGAGGGAAAUCGGGGAGCGGCCUGCCUUUCCUUCAUUUGUUGACACCUCCUCACUGCAAGAGAACCUUACACUUUGGAGGCUUGCUGGGGGAAGGAGCAGGCCCAGCUCUUUCCAAGGUCCAAGGGAUUGCAUGCGGCACUUUACACGCCCUUGGGAAUUGAGAGAAAUAAGAAAGAGAUUCAGGAGCACAGCACACAAUGAGAGGGACUUGAAAAA
Molecule: messenger RNA, 1279 nt
Organism: Nanorana parkeri
Lineage: Eukaryota; Metazoa; Chordata; Amphibia; Anura; Dicroglossidae
Product: tumor suppressor candidate 5 homolog
Exons: 3
Coding region: 476-1027 (183 amino acids)
Cellular component (GO): membrane
Source: RefSeq, a predicted model, not a curated record